AUCCUGAGCCUUGGCAAGAAGUUAAAUUCCCCUGCGGAGAAGACCCACGCCCCGCGGCUCUCGAUUUCGCCGGAGGCGAGAAGGCAGCGUCCUGGCGAUCUCCCGCCGCCCAUGGGUCGACGGUCGCAUUCGUCGUCGAGGGCGUGGCCGUGGCGCCAUCUGAGCCCGUCGUACUACCUCAAGCGGCCGGCGCGCCUGGCCCUCCUCUUCCUCGGCUUCGUCUCCGCCACCUUCGCCGCCUGGGACCGCCUCUCCCUCGUCCGCGACUACGAGGUGAGGGCUGAGAUAUCCCGAUUGGAUGAGGAGGUAAAUCGGUUGCAUGACCAGUUAAGAAAGGCUGGAAUUUAUCUGGUUGAAGAUGCAAAUAUUGAUAACAUCGUCAAGAAACAUCAUCUAGAGGUUGACCCUGUUAAUAAUUCAAGGAGAGAAAAGGUUAAGGAAGCUAUGCUUCAUGCUUGGAAUUCAUAUGUAAAGUAUGCCUGGGGACAGGAUGAGCUCCAGCCUCAGUCAAAGAAUGGUGUAAAUAGUUUUGGUGGUCUUGGAGCAACCCUUGUGGACUCACUUGAUACACUAUAUAUAAUGGGAUUGAAAGAUGAGUUCCAGAAGGCUAGAGACUGGGUCGCGGAAUCAUUAAACUUUGACAAGGAUUACGAAGCAAGUGUGUUUGAAACAACAAUAAGAGUUGUUGGAGGUCUCCUCAGUGCAUAUGAUUUGUCAGCUGACAAAAUAUUUCUGGAGAAGGCGAGAGACAUCACUGAUCGACUGUUACCUGCCUGGGAUACAUCAUCUGGUAUCCCCUAUAAUAGAAUCAACCUAGCUCAAGGCCAAGCUAAUAAUCCAGGAUGGAAUAGUGGUAACAGUAUACUUGCAGAUUCAGGAACAGAGCAACUUGAAUUUAUAGCCUUAUCACAGAGGACUGGAGAUCCAAAGUAUCAGCAAAAGGUGGAGAAUGUUAUUAGGCAAUUUGAGAAGAUAUUCCCCAGUGAUGGCUUAAUUCCUAUAAACAUAAAUCCUCAUUCGGGGACCAUGGAAUUGUAUUCAACAAUUACGUUUGGUGCUAUGGGAGAUAGUUUCUAUGAAUACUUGCUCAAGGUCUGGAUACAGGGUAACAAAACUGAAAGUGUAAAACAUUACAGAAAAAUGUGGGAGACAUCGAUGGAAGGUCUGUUAAGCUUGACAAGGAAAACUUCUCCUUCUAAUUUCUACUAUGUGUGUGAGAAGAAUGGGGAUUCAUUAUCUGACAAGAUGGAUGAACUUGCAUGCUUUGUGCCUGGUAUGCUGGCAUUGGGAGCCUCAGGCUAUAGCCCUGAAAAAUCAGAGCAAAUUAUGAAUCUUGCAAAAGAGCUUGUGUGGACCUGUUAUAAUUUCUAUCAAUCGACUCCAACAAAAUUGGCUGGAGAAAACUAUUACUUCCGUGCUGGAGAGGACAUGGUUGUGGGCACAUCAUGGAACAUCCUUAGACCGGAGACUAUUGAAUCACUCAUGUAUUUGUGGCGCUUAACUGGGAAUAAAACAUACCAAGAUUGGGGUUGGGAGAUAUUCCAAGCAUUUGAGAAGAAUUCCCAUAUAGAAUCUGGAUAUGUCGGACUGAAAGACGUGAAUACUGGUACAAAAGACGACAUGAUGCAGAGCUUCUUCCUGGCGGAGACACUCAAGUAUCUGUACUUGUUAUUCUCCCCACCAUCAUUUAUCUCCUUCGACGAGUGGGUCUUCAACACUGAAGCUCACCCACUGAAAAUAGUCACAAGACAUGACAGUGAAGGUAAAGGGUAUCGCUGACUCCAUGAUCAAGCCGCUUGGAAGGAAGCACGGAAAACCUGAGUAGAAUUUGACCAGUGCAGAGUAGAGGAGUUUUACUCAUGCCAUCUGAUCUGGACACGGUAAAGGAAAUCGAUCGUGAUGGAAGUUCAGUCUUGAAAUGGCGAAUGCCCAUUAUCACAGCAUUAGAGCAGGAUGAAACUACAUGCAGAAUGUGGCGGUAUAGGCUGGGUGCUGACAGCUGACCUUUGUGGCACAGUUGAUUACAGAAACAGCGGAAUCAUAGUAUUUAUCGUUCAGUCUCAUUAUAGUUGGAGACUUCUUUUGCCUUAUGGUAUAUGAAAAUUACAGUUAGGAAAUACAAAAUAGUCUAUGACCAACAACUGGGACAGUUGUACUAGCAGGAAAUAGAUUAAAAUCUUUGUAUGCUUCAUGCGGACUGAUAUUGAUGCGACUUUUGUGUGCUUUGAGAUACUUUUGCUUUGAUUGUAGGUAGCAUGCAACAUGUGUGAACAGUGUAAAAUAGUGAUCUGCAGUGGCAGUACUUUGCAACAUAAAAUUGCUGGACAUGCCGAAAUGACAGCCAUUUAUUCAUUAUGACGCGAAAACUGAGCUGUAGAAGGUAAAAUGUGUAUAAAGUCUUUGGCCUUGUUUGUU
This is a messenger RNA of Phragmites australis (common reed), 2415 nucleotides long. Its product is annotated as mannosyl-oligosaccharide 1,2-alpha-mannosidase MNS1-like. Gene Ontology annotation, molecular function: calcium ion binding; mannosyl-oligosaccharide 1,2-alpha-mannosidase activity. The record is from RefSeq and is a predicted model, not a curated record. NCBI's taxonomy places the organism in Eukaryota, Viridiplantae, Streptophyta, Magnoliopsida, Poales, Poaceae. Gene Ontology annotation, biological process: N-glycan processing; carbohydrate metabolic process. The coding region runs from base 112 to 1779 and encodes 555 amino acids. Gene Ontology annotation, cellular component: endoplasmic reticulum; Golgi membrane. The transcript has 14 exons.